AUGUUCGUGUCAAACCCUACUCUAGUGAUCCAAGGUGAGAAGAGUUCUGAUGCUUUCACCCGUCAGAAGAUGCAACUAACAUCCCAUGAUGAGGUGGCGGAGAUCUGGGAGAAGGAUUUUGGAGCUACUUCCACUAGUAUUUUAGUUUAUCCUCCGUAUUCUGUUGCUAAUAUGAUGGCAAUUGCCGAUAGGUACCAAUACGGUUUCCCUCAGCAGCGGAUUCUUGAGUUCUUCAAGGGGAAGGCCCUUAAGUUGGAGGUAAAGCUUCGUCACAGAGAAGGUGAGUUGACAGCUGCUGAGGCGCUCAUCGCUGCUAAGGACGAGGAGAUAUUGGAAUUGAAGAAUCGGCUAAAGGGAAAAGAGCGGCUUGGUGCUGAAGAGGAGAAGCUUCUUAAUGAGCUUGCACUGGUUCGUAGUGAUUUGGAGAAGGCUCGUAAUGACACUUCGUCCUCCAAAGGUUUGUUUUCUUAUUUAUUCUUUUCUUCGUCUCUCCCUUUCGUCUUCUUAAUGUGCUGUCUGAGUCUCCCAUCCCUAUCUUUAUCGAUCGAUAUCCGAGAAUUAACAUGGCUUCAGAAUGAGAAGACUCUUCAAGCUUCUCGGAUUAGGGAACUAGUGGAGAAAAUCAAAGAUGAGGCUGAUAAGUUGAAUGCUCGGGAAGAUGAGCAUAAUGAAUUGAUGGCUCAGUAUCGACAACGACGUGAGCAGAUGGUUGAUAUGCAGAAUCGUUAUAACUCUGAUCGUCGCCAGUUUGAUGGUGCUUUGUUGUGGACUCGUGAGAAUCUACGUGAGGCUCGUGAGGGUAUUUAUCGUUUAGAAACUAAGGUGGCAAGCUUGGAAGAGGAGCUGCGUCAAGCUCGUUCAUCUCAUGAUCCUGAAGCUCGGGAUUAUAUACAGUGGCUCGUUCGGGAGAGGGAUGAUGCCAGAGCUGAGGCCCAUGCCCUUAGUAAUGCUUUAUCUGCUUCUCGGGCCGAUGUCGCUCGUUUAGUGGAAUCUGAGAAGGACCUUGAAAUAAAUAUGGACGGGCUUACUAAGGGGAUAGAAGAGAUGAGUAAUGAAGUCAAUCACCUUCGACAUUUAUACUCCAUGAAGCAGGUAGAGUUGGAUGAAUAUCUCGAGGGACAACUUAACCUCGCAAAUGAAAGGCUUGAAAAGGCUCAAUCUUCCCUAGCAUACCAAGAGGGUCAAGCCAAGUAUUUCGAAGGGCUAGCAGGAUCUAGGGAUGCAGCGGCGAAGGAAUCAGCCAAGAAGGUGGCCCGACUGACAUCUUUGUUGUCGCAAUUUGAACUCAAGGCCACCGUUAUUACUCAUAAGGCUCGUUGUCAGCUGGCCGAGGAGAUUAACAAGACUUUGACCAAGAUCGAACAGAACCUUCUGAAGGAACAUGAUAUUGUUAAGAAGUAUCCUCGUCGUCCUAUGCCUGAACCCUUGACUUACUCUUCAGGUCCUUUUUCGGGAGGAAGUGUUCCUUUGUCUCAACCGAAGAAUCCUGCUGAUCGCGUCGAGUCUUCCAAGAGGAAGUAG
This is a messenger RNA of Papaver somniferum (opium poppy), 1521 nucleotides long. RefSeq lists its product as uncharacterized. The transcript is spliced from 3 exons. The record is from RefSeq and is a predicted model, not a curated record. Bases 1 to 1521 code for a protein of 506 amino acids. Lineage: Eukaryota; Viridiplantae; Streptophyta; Magnoliopsida; Ranunculales; Papaveraceae.